Molecule: messenger RNA, 468 nt
Organism: Cryptomeria japonica (Japanese cedar)
Lineage: Eukaryota; Viridiplantae; Streptophyta; Pinopsida; Cupressales; Cupressaceae
Product: UDP-glycosyltransferase 86A1-like
Exons: 2
Coding region: 1-468 (155 amino acids)
Source: RefSeq, a predicted model, not a curated record
AUGUGGGCUGAGUCGGAUUGCAAGAGCUGGCUCGACAGCAAGCCUAAACACUAUGUUUUGUACGUCUCCUUUGGAAGCUACGCCCAUGUUUCCAAAGCUCAAAUUCAUGAAAUGGCCAUGGGUUUGUUGCACAGCAAGCGGCCCUUCCUCUGGGUUCUCCGUCCUGAUAUAGUUGCCUCUGACGUGCAAGACAUACUGCCGGAAAGGUUUAUGGUACAACAAAGAGCAAGGCUCAUUGUCCAUGUAUGGGAGGUGGCCAUGAGUUUGGGUCAAAUUUUUAGGAGUUCUAAUAACAUGAGAUCCACUCUAGUGACCCGCCAGGAGAUUGCAGUCAUCGUAGCAGAAUUUAUGGAAAUAGAUGGACAAAAGGGGAAAAAACUUAGGAGUAAUGUUGGGAGUGUUAGAGAAGUUAUGAAGAAAGCAGCGAUGAAUGGAGGUUCGUCUCAAAACAAUUUGGAAGGAUUAUAG